Dermochelys coriacea (leatherback sea turtle) is the source of this 3134-nucleotide messenger RNA. Its product is annotated as cytochrome c oxidase subunit 7C, mitochondrial. The coding region runs from base 128 to 319 and encodes 63 amino acids. NCBI's taxonomy places the organism in Eukaryota, Metazoa, Chordata, Testudines, Dermochelyidae. The record is from RefSeq and is a predicted model, not a curated record. Gene Ontology annotation, biological process: mitochondrial electron transport, cytochrome c to oxygen. The transcript has 3 exons.
CCCGCACUGUAUCCCAGAGGGCCCCACGGCGCCUGUGUUCUUGUAAGCGCGGCGGCCAGGGAAGGAAGGUCGUGAAGGAGAAAGAAGCCCUCAGUCGCGCGCAGAACCCGUUUCCCGCUCCGGCGCCAUGUUGGGUGCCACCGUCCGCCGCUUCGCUACCUCCGCCAUUCGCAGAUCCCACUAUGAGGAGGGGCCGGGAAAGAACAUUCCAUUUUCUGUAGAAAACAAAUGGCGGCUACUUGGAUUAAUGGUAGUGUUCUUCGGAAGUGGGUUUGCCACUCCUUUCCUUAUAGUAAGGCACCAACUGCUCAAGAAAUGAAGAGGACAAGUUUUAAUUCCUAUAAAAAGCCCAGGAGAUGGACAUUAGCAGCUGUCUGGAACAAUACAACAUUGCAUUUAAAUAUAUUUAAAAUAAUAGUAUUUGAUGAACUUAAUGAGAAUUGCUUUUCCAUUUUCUGUUUAAAUAUUCCAUGAGUAGUUAAGUACUUUUCUUACUUACUUACCUUUUUAAUUAGUUAUGUAGAGAGCAUGGAAGAACAAACAGCACUUUGAAAAAUGUCACAGUAUAUAAAUAGCACUUCUGAGAACAUUACUAAAGUUCUAGUGAACUGCAAAACCAACAAAUUAGUGGUGAACUGUGAAGAUGCAGACAAGAGAAGAACAUGUAAAAAUCAAGGCAAAAGGACAAUCAAAUUACUUCUGUAAAGAACUGCAAUGUUGCAGUUCAUGAAAUUUUAUCAUGACUUUAUUGCGAGUCUGAAUAUUUUUCGUAGAACCUCAGCUCCUGUCACUAAAUUAUUUUGUGAGAAUCUCAGUUUUCUCUUUUUCACUUUAGCCCACUUGGUUGUGAAGAAAAGCUUGAAAGUGUGAUCUGAGUGAGGCUCAGAAAAUUAAAAAGAACUCCAAGUUGUUUUUUUUUUUAAAGUAUGAUUUUUCAAGCCCAUAAUCUCAUGAUUUUUUUGAGGCUUUAAUGAUUUCUGAAUGCUUGAGGUUGGCAUAUUGGAACUGUAAACCUCACGAGAAAUAGCACUAGUCUCACUUCAUCUCUCUGGACCCAAUGAAUUUCUUUGAUGACAAAAGGAAGUAUCUCAUCAGAAGUGAAGGAAAAACAUGGCAGCCACGGGUCAGCUGUAUUAUUAACCAUUGAUAUUUGAUAAAUUGGGGAUUGUGUUUAACUAAAACCUCCAGACUUUGCAUGUAAAUAGUUCUCAUUGAGGAGGAGGCUGUAUAUAUGUGUGGAAAGUAAAUAUAAAAUAGUUAUUAAAAUGAAUGACAAAUCACUGCUGAGUAUGCUGAGAGGGGCAUCUGCUGAGGUUUACAGCAGAACGUAAAGAAGAUCUGCCCCCUAUGAGAUCUCUCAAUGCAAAGCUUUCCUGACAGGCCCAAGAGCUGCCACUAGGACAGCUUACAGGAAGAGAAUUGGAAGUGUCUCUGGAAAUACACCACCACAGUGCUCCAAAACGAUGCAGAUUAUGUAUCUUUCCUGCUGUUGAAAAUGCACCUUCUAAUCAUCAGACCCCUUUAAAGUGUUUUAUGUUGAACAUCCAAAAACUGAGGUAUACAAAGCUACUAGUCACUUUUUAAAAUCUUGACCUGUAUAGUUAAAAACAUAUAUUGAGCCCUGUCUCUUAGCCCUGAACACUUUAUAGAAUGGCAAUAUAUUGCCUGAAAUUCAAAGCUCCUUCCCUUCCAGCAAUAAUUAUCCUGUGAAUCUUCAGCACUCCACUUGUACUGUGAGGGUUGAUAGUCCCCAGCCUCUGUGUGACAGUCCUAUUUCACUCCUGAUACUUUGCAGCCUUCCAUUCUUCUUGCAGAAUUAAGAACAGUAGAGUGCAUGUUACACCUGAGAAUACAGCAAAAUAUCUGGUUUCAUAGUGUUUCUGUUAUUCUCCUAGAGCAGCACAAAUUUCCUGUCCUUUUCUCUCCAUAGUGUGUCUCACUGUCUUUCUAUUACACUAUGUUCCUUCUCUGUGGAAACAACAGACAGUGUAAAACAGUCUAGAAGACUUUUAGGACAAAGUUACAUUGGGUUCUUAUGCUAUAAAGCAAGUAUAACUUUAAACUAUAGUGGCAGUGAUGUUAUCAGUAAAGUCACAUAACAGUUUCCAUCCUAAACCUGUUUUAAGCCACUCAUAACUUUGUGAAAUUUACUUUUCAUGCUAAAAAAUUUCAAGCUUGGAAUUUGCCCUAAAAUGAAUUAUUGAGAAAAAAUUGAACAAAAACCAAUCAUUUGCGUAUGAGCAUAAUUUCAAUAUAUAUUUCCUAUUAAAAAAGUAUUUACAGUAAUUUUUGGACGGAUCUACUGUCAAAACAGCUAGGAUAGAAAUUUAAAAUUGAAGACUAAAAUAUAUCCAACUGAUAAGUACUUUUGGAUGUAGAGCUGGUUAGAAAAAAAAUUGACAAUUUUUUUUUGUUGAAAAAUGGAUCCCAUCAAAAUUGAAACGCUUCACAAAAUUGUGUAGCUCAUACCAAAGUUUUAUUGUAGAAAAAAGCUGCUAACAAUUCAAAAACAUCCUGUGUUGACAUUUUCAGUACAAAACAUUUCAGUGUAUCUCUUUGAAGUGACUUUGAUUUAAUUUUUAAAAUUUUGAAUAUACAUUUAUAUAAAAUUCGAAAAAUUUGAAACUGAAACAAAUAUUUUGAUUUUAUCAAAGCAAAACAUUUCAAUAGAGAAGGAUCUCUUUUUUUAUUUUAUUUCAGAAAAUUUCAGGAUUUUCAGGUUUUGUUUCAAACUAGAGUAAAAACAAGUGUCUCACAAUCUGCCGUGAAAUGGAAUAUUUGUUCUCCACUGAGCUCUAUUUGGAUGUAUCAUUUCCUGUGUAUUUUUCUGUACUCUGUAUUCUGGCAUACCCAAAGUAGUAGCAAGAAGUUAUAAUUGUAUCUAAGUUUGUAGAAUUGUAUUAUAUUUUAAUGAGGAAAUAGUAUGUGUUAUUUAAUUUAGACAACAUAAUGAAUAUGCACAAAGUGACAGACCUAAAAAUUGUAUUAAAAACAUCAAUGAUGGCAUGUCCAUGCGUGCUUAACUUUGAAAUUUAACAUUCUUCUAACUUAGUUCUUUGUUUGGAAUAAAUGAUGGUUUACAUAGCAUCACUGUGGUAAAUGUAUAUCUGAAUAGAGAUACUGUGUAGUUCUUA